Molecule: messenger RNA, 1463 nt
Organism: Rhizophagus irregularis DAOM 181602=DAOM 197198
Lineage: Eukaryota; Fungi; Glomeromycota; Glomeromycetes; Glomerales; Glomeraceae
Biological process (GO): protein K48-linked deubiquitination
Cellular component (GO): nucleus
Molecular function (GO): ubiquitin binding; cysteine-type deubiquitinase activity
Source: RefSeq, a predicted model, not a curated record
AUACCUGAAAUUACACUUUACAUUUAGUUAACUAUUAUGAACAUGGGAGGAGGAGUAGAUUAUAAUAACUCAACUACUGAAACUCAUGAAAAAACAGAAGCUUCAAUUUCUUCCGAAGUGAAGGAAACUGUUGAUAUACAUAGUGGUUCAGAGAAGGAAGAGACAAAGGAAACCCCUAUCGAAAAUACUAAUACUAUUACAGAACCACAAAAUGUAAGUACAACUGCCGAAACUGCCCCCGUAAGCAGUCCGUCCAAUGAAACUUCAGAUACUACCGAAGGGAAGACAACCGCAAAUGCUGCACAGGAAGCUCAAAUUACUUCCCAACAGAAUUGGGAAUAUGAGCAAUCUAUUAAAAAAGAAGUUGAAAAAACACCGCUUGUUUGCUUGACAGAGGACAUUCAAAAGUUAUACCAAGAAUAUGAACAGGGCAGCGAAGUAUAUCGGCAAAAAAUUAUGAAAUUGGCAGAGAGACAUAGUAAGAUAAGACGUUGUCGUGGGGAUGGUAACUGCUUUUAUAGGGCUUUUGGAUUUGCAUGGUUCGAACGACUUAUGGAUUCUAAAGACAAUAAUUUACGUCAAUCCGCGCUAAAAUCUUUGGCUGAUACGAUUCCGCUUUUUAAGGAAGCUGGGUACCAAGAAUUGGUUUAUCAAGAUAUUUAUGAGGAACAUAUUGAAAAGCAGAUGAAAAUUGUUGCGAACGGAGAAUACGACGAAGAUAUGUUAUUAACAAUUUUUCAAACCGAUGAAAUUUCUAACUGUAUUGUCUUUUAUCUUCGUUUAAUUACUGCGGCAUAUUUAAAAUUACAUCGUGAAGAAUAUGAACCUUUUUUAGGAUUUGAAUUUGGAAUGGAUCAAUUUUGUAGUAGUUCUGUAGAGGCCAUGGAUCAAGAAGCUGAUCAUAUUCAUGUUAUGGCAUUGACUAAAGCUUUAAAAGUUCCUGUUGAAAUUGCGUAUAUGAGUGGAUCCGAUGCGAUGGAACAAGUUAAUUUUCAUGAGUUUUAUCCUGAUGAUGAAGGGUCGAAAGGAACUGUUACUUUAAAACCUUUGGUGUUAUUAUAUCGACCUGGACAUUACGAUAUUCUUUAUCGAAGAGAAUAGCAAUUCCUUAAAAAAAAAUAGGAUGUGACUGUAAAAAUGUAUUUACUAUAUUAUUAAUUCAAUUAAUCACCACUUAUAAUAUUAUUUAUUCCAAUGUACAAAAUUUCAUUAAGGUUAUUACGUUCUCUUAGUUCUCUUAUUAAUUUAUAUUGUCAUGUUCUUCCAAAAACUUCAUUAUUUUUUUUUCCUUCGUAAAGUGGUAAUACAACUCAAAUAAAAAUUAAUCCACUAAUAACCCUUUAUAUCACAUCAAUAAUCAAAAUAUAUUCUUUAUUUAUUAUAUUUAUUUAAAAAAAAAAAUUAUUCACCAAUAACAAACAAUUUAGGCGAUUGAUUAGUUAUAAAUUAAUCACAUAUCGGAG